Molecule: messenger RNA, 1508 nt
Organism: Erythranthe guttata (spotted monkey flower)
Lineage: Eukaryota; Viridiplantae; Streptophyta; Magnoliopsida; Lamiales; Phrymaceae
Biological process (GO): regulation of DNA-templated transcription
Cellular component (GO): nucleus
Molecular function (GO): DNA-binding transcription factor activity; transcription cis-regulatory region binding
Source: RefSeq, a predicted model, not a curated record
UUUUACCUUUUUCCAUGGACAAAUGGUGCAGCCUUUUUAAGUAUAAUGCUUGUAAUAAAUGCAAACUUUUACUAAUGUAAAAAUGUUGAAUCAGUCUCAUUGGGGAUGGUGGGUGGCGUGAAAAAGCAUUGUUCUUUGUGUGAGUGGAUGUGGUGUUUUGUGUGUGUGGGCCGAUUUUUAUAUAUAUUUAUUAUUGAUUGAAAAGAAAAGAGAGAGAAAGCAACUUGUGGAGGGGUUUGUCAUCACUCUGCUUAUCUCUUUCCUCUGUCUCUCUCCCCCCAUAAUAAUCAAUUGAAUGCCCUGAUUUUUGAUCCAUCUUCUCCCUCCUCUUUAUUGCUUCUCCUACAGAAAUAUCUGUUUCUUCAAUCAAGAUUUUAUCUUGAAAAAAAUUCCUGAGAAGAGAAUUGAAGCAGCAGAGAUAUGUAAGAGAAACCAACCAUGCAGGAAAUUGAUCACCACAGCUCAGAGUCAAAUUGUUCAACACUAGCAGAGGAGAUGCAUGCAUCUAAGAAAAGAAAGGUGGCUGAGAGGACUGUGGUGGCUGUGAAAAUACAAGGAAAUGAUAAAAGGCAGCACAGAAAUGAAGGUCCUCCUUCUGAUUGUUGGUCUUGGAGGAAAUAUGGCCAAAAGCCCAUCAAAGGCUCACCUUAUCCCAGGGGCUACUACAAGUGCAGCACAUCCAAAGGCUGCUCAGCCAAGAAGCAAGUGGAGAGAUGCAAAACAGAUGCAUCAAUGCUGAUAAUCACAUACACAUCCACCCACAAUCACCCGGGCCCUGAUUCCACACUAGCCACAAACCACAAACAAGACCCAGAUGAGAUCAAUGAAGAAAUCACUGAUGAUCAGCCCACAACUCCCAAGCAAGAGCAAGAAGCAGAAUUGACGAUUCCUGAUCAAGAAACCAACGGUGAGGAUCGCUUCCAAUACUCCCAGUCUCCAUUCAAUUCCAAUCAAGAAGACAGUAAUUUCCAAGAAAAUCUGGAAACUUCUUCGGUGCUUUACGAUCAAGAUCCGAAGCCGUUUACUCAUGGUGGUCCGAUGGAGUUUUCGUCGGAGGAAAAUGACUUCUUUGAUGAGCUUGAGGAACUGCCCUCGUCUUCAUUUUUCAAAUCCUUCAUGAGAAGCAGUUUCUGUAAGGAUAGGAGUAUUGUGAAUCCCUCUUGAUUAUCCAGGUAGAUGGACAAGGGAAGUUCCUGUACAUAGAUCUUUGUUUUGUAUCUUGUUCAUAUGAAAAAUACUCUUAAGUAGCCAAAGUGGUAGUUGGCUCAAUUUUCCAGCUCUGGGCCUCGUGCUUCUGCUUUCUAGCACUUGAUACACGUGAUAAACAAAAACACCAACACUGAUUUAGAGAGGGAAAGAAGCAGAUAAGGCAACAAGUAGUAAAUUUGUGUAGUGGGUACUUUAGCUCUCACCUGUCUUUCCAACCACGAGAAUCACAGGAUAGUGUCCUUUCUUCCCCCAUGCUGUGGUGAAUUCCUAAGUUUGAAAGUGAGAAUUUCCACAAAUUC